AUGCAAGACUGGUGCAUUGUCAGCCGCAGGAAGUGGUGGCAGCCAUGUGAAUGUGUAGCCAGUAACAUGAUCUGCUGUUGACAGAACAGGGACAGGUGCUCUAGGCAAACUAAUCCAUACGUGCAUGUUCGACACAGGUCAUCCAUUAAGGUGGAUUGAUUCAAAGCUUUAAAAACUAGUCCUCAACAAUCCAGGCCCGGCCUUCCCUUCCCUGUUGCCAUGAUACGAAAUUGCAGUAAUUCAAAAUGGCCUGUGAUGGAAAGGAAAAGGAAUUUCACUGUUUGCCCAGCUAAUACUGGAAACAUUUUGUCACACAAGAGACGGGAGAACAUUUUUGGAAUUGAAGCCUGAACUAUAUGUAGGACAAACUAAAUGGCUCGAAUGGUUCCAUCAUCUGAAGUGUUACAUACACGAAGGAUGCUUGAGGUUUUAUUUACCCAAAGUUCCAUGCUGCAAUAAAUUAUUCAAUAUAUGUGGUCACUGAAGCUUGAAGCGUGGGCUGAAUAUGUAGGCGGCUUAUUGUCACUGCUUGCAUGACCAAUGCUGAUAAUAGCCACGUGUAAAAGACAACAUACAAACCACUUUUCACUUUGAUUCAAUGUUAUUAUCAAACCUACUCCCACAGGGCCCCAAAUGCCAAAUAAAGGUUUACAGGCAGAGGCCAGACAUCUGCUGCGCUCUGAUUGGUCGACAGGCCAGCAGCAGUCUCACCUGUUAUCCACAGCCCAGUGCAUGGUAAACACCCUCAGUCAGACCUGCAGGGAGAGGAGCCCAUCUGGUCAGGAGCAUUAACAACCAGCUCUUUAACAAUGGCUUCCAGGAAAAGGAGAAGAGCACAACAGGCCAUAUCAGCCAAUAAAAACAGGCUAUGCAUGACAUUUAGCGCCUGAUGCGGGGCUUAGCAGUAUACAGGUUACCUACUGUCCACACCAGCCCCUGGCAAUAAAACACAAGGCAAUCUCACAGAGCGGAAGGAGGGGGAUGGGGGGCGGUGUGUUUCAGCUGUUGAUCUUAUAACGUGUGUAAAAGUGCAGACGGAGCAGCAAGGUAAAAAGGAACGAAAGGAAUUAUUUUAAGGGCGCUUUCACAUAAACAUGGAGCAGAAACAGACGUUUGGUCCGGCAAACAGUAAUAGUGUGUGGAAGUGUCUAAGAAAAAGGGCAGCAAUGUUUUCUUAUGAUAGAGGGAUGUAAAUAGGGAAAAACACAGAAGAGAGGAAGAGGGGUUAGAAGAUGUACUGCAGCUGCCGGAGCGUAGUUACCAGCAAAUCAUGGAGAUGCUCGGCUAAACAGUGCCACCUGGUGUUCAAAUGUUUAAAAGACAGACUACGGACGACAGCAAUAUUGCUACAGUUGUCAGGUAAGGAAAAACUUCUUUUCUUCUUAUCUUUUGUGUGACACUAUAUUAUAAACUCAAUAAAAUAUUAAACAACAUAAAACAACAUUUCAUUAUAAUUAAAUAUUAUAUUAUUAUUAUAAUUAUACUAUACUAUACGUGAUACAGGUUAAGGUGCUACUCACAGCAGUUCACGUCUUCCAAUAGGACUCCUACCAGGUCAGGAAACAGAGGUAACUCUGUCUCAUUAGACGUUUGAUGGUCUCUGUUUUGACAAAUGCCUGUGUGCAGAGGAUGGAGACGGGGUCAUUACACGAGAUCUAGAGACCGCAACAAUGGAUGUGAAGACAGAACGGUUCGGUGUGGAGUUGGAACAGCGAGCAAUGGGCUCUCUACAGCUGCUGGCACUAAUGAGGAUAAUUACCCCAAUUUCCUCAUCAGCUCUGGAUCCUCUCUGACAAAGAGGCAGCAUUUGCUUCAAAGCAAGCAGCAGCUUCGUUUCUCAGUGGACCUGGCUUUGGUUAGUGGAACUACACUGCCUACUCCACUGUGGGGCCCGGGUUUCUCUUCUAAGUGACGUGGCACGUCUCCUUCAGGUUUAACAAGAACUUCUGGCGGACACGACGACUUAGACUUUUUUUGAGGAACAGACAAUGUCGGAGACGGUCCUGGUGACAGGUGGGGCAGGCUACAUCGGGAGUCACUGUGUGGUGGAGCUCAUUGAAGCAGGCUACCAGCCGGUCGUAGUAGAUAACUUCAGCAAUGCUGUCAGAGGAGAUGGGGGUGUGCCAGAAAGCAUUCGUAGGAUAGAGAAGAUUCUCGACACCAGCAUUGAGUUUCAUGAACUAGACCUUCUGGACCGACCUGGCUUGGAAAAACUCUUUAAAAAGCAUUCUUUCAGUGCUGUGAUGCACUUUGCUGGUCUGAAGGCUGUUGGGGAGUCUGUGGAGCAGCCGUUGCGCUACUACAGAGUCAACCUCACCGCCUCCAUGAACCUGCUCGAGGUGAUGCAGGCUCACAGGGUGCACGAUCUGGUCUUCAGCAGCUCAGCCACAGUGUACGGAGACCCCCAGCAUUUGCCCAUCGACGAGCAGCACCCUGUGGGCGGCUGCACAAACCCCUACGGCAAGACCAAAUACUUCAUCGAGGAGAUGAUCAAGGAUCACUGUAAGGCAGAGAAGAACUGGAACGCAGUGCUGCUCCGUUAUUUCAACCCAAUCGGAGCUCAUGCCUCUGGUCGGAUUGGAGAAGACCCCCAGGGUAUCCCCAACAACCUGCUACCAUACGUGGCUCAGGUGGCCAUUGGGAGGAGAGAGUGCCUCAGCGUAUUUGGGAAUGACUACGACACUGUUGAUGGCACAGGUGUGAGAGAUUACAUUCAUGUUGUAGAUCUGGCAAAGGGACACAUAGCAGCUCUGAAGAAGCUAAAGGACAACUGCGGGUGCAAGGUUUACAACCUCGGAACAGGACAUGGUUAUUCUGUGCUGCAGAUGGUAAAAGCCAUGGAGAAGGCAUCAGGGAAGGAGAUCUUGUAUAAGAUCGCUCCACGCAGAGGAGGAGACAUAGCAUCCUGCUAUGCUGACCCUCGUCUGGCUGAGAAGGAACUGGGUUGGAAAGCAGAAUUUGACCUAGAAAGAAUGUGUGAGGAUUUGUGGCGCUGGCAGUCAAUGAACCCAACCGGAUUUUCCAGAGGCACGGCCUCUUGAUGCAACUCCAGCCCAUUGUUGUUUAAAUCCUCUUUUAAAUCACUGGGCCAAAGCCAAAAAUCAACUUCCUCAUUUCUGCAUAUCGUAUGAACAUGUGAUGGGACCUCAAACAGCUGAACACAUGUUUAAUUUCCUGUUUUGUUUUUUAUAUUAAUGCUUUGGUUAUAUACAAAGAAUUAUGUUGUAAUUUC
Betta splendens (Siamese fighting fish) is the source of this 3232-nucleotide messenger RNA. It is a transcript of the gene gale, whose product is annotated as UDP-galactose-4-epimerase. The transcript has 14 exons. The record is from RefSeq and is a predicted model, not a curated record. Bases 1989 to 3041 code for a protein of 350 amino acids. Gene Ontology annotation, molecular function: UDP-glucose 4-epimerase activity. Gene Ontology annotation, cellular component: cytosol. Gene Ontology annotation, biological process: beta-D-galactose catabolic process via UDP-galactose, Leloir pathway. Lineage: Eukaryota; Metazoa; Chordata; Actinopteri; Anabantiformes; Osphronemidae.